Hevea brasiliensis (rubber tree) is the source of this 1669-nucleotide messenger RNA. Its product is annotated as transcription factor Pur-alpha 1. Bases 418 to 1338 code for a protein of 306 amino acids. Gene Ontology annotation, molecular function: RNA polymerase II transcription regulatory region sequence-specific DNA binding; DNA-binding transcription factor activity, RNA polymerase II-specific; purine-rich negative regulatory element binding. NCBI's taxonomy places the organism in Eukaryota, Viridiplantae, Streptophyta, Magnoliopsida, Malpighiales, Euphorbiaceae. The record is from RefSeq and is a predicted model, not a curated record. The transcript is spliced from 5 exons. Gene Ontology annotation, biological process: regulation of transcription by RNA polymerase II. Gene Ontology annotation, cellular component: nucleus.
GCGUAAAAAACGUUAUUUGGUUAAGGUCACUCUUUGAGUGGAGAAGAGAGAGAGAGAGAGAGAGAGAGAGGGGAAACAGAAUUAUUAAUUUUAUUAAAAAAAAAAAAAAAUUGAAUAUGAGACUAAGUCAAUCCUCAUUAUCCCUGCUGCUGCUGCUUCUUCUUCAUCCUCCUCCUCCUCCAAACCCUAAACGCAACGAGUUAUUGCAGAACUGGAGAGCUUUAAAUCUUCUAAUUAUCUUGUAGAUCUGUCUUUUUAUUACCCUUUGCUUUGAAACCAAUCACUGUACACACACUUCAUUUUGGCUUUUUAUGGCGGUGGGUUUUGACUUUUGAAGAGAGAGUUUUGUCACUCUAAGGAAACACCACUCCAUUUCUUCCGUAAAUUUAUAUAUCCUAUUUAACUAUUGUUGCAUACAUGGAGGGGAAUUCCGGUGGCGGAGGAGCUGGAGGAGCUGCUGUUGCUGCUGGCGGCGGUGCUGGUUCUGUUGGUGUUGGUGGUGCUGGAGGUGGAGGAGGGAAUGAUGUCGAGCUGAUGUGCAAGACGUUACAGGUGGAGCACAAGCUGUUCUAUUUCGAUCUGAAGGAGAACCCUCGUGGACGUUAUUUGAAGAUUUCUGAGAAGACUUCUGCCACCAGGUCUACCAUCAUCGUCCCUUCCUCUGGGAUUUCUUGGUUCUUGGAUCUCUUCAAUUACUAUGUCAAUUCUGAUGAUCAGGACCUCUUUAGCAAAGAAUUGCAGCUCGACACCAAGGUGUUCUACUUUGAUAUUGGUGAAAACAGGAGAGGCCGCUUCUUGAAGGUAUCUGAAGCUUCUGUUAGUAGAAAUCGGAGUACCAUAAUUGUUCCUGCUGGAAGUGCCCGGAAUGAAGGUUGGGCAGCAUUCAGAAAUAUUUUAGCAGAGAUCAAUGAAGCUUCAAGGCUAUUUAUAAUGCCCAAUCAGCAAAAUUCUGAAUCUUCAGAGCGCCUUGUUGGCCUUUCGGAUGAUGUAGGGGCUGGCUUCAUAUCUGGCCACAAUAGCCAACCUGCUUCAGCAUCUGAAUUGAAUGUAGAUAGGUCAGUUGAACUAACAGCACAGGAAGAAAUUGGAAAUAUGGGGGUUUCAAAGGUGAUCAGAGCUGACCAGAAGAAAUUCUUCUUUGAUCUUGGUAGCAACAACAGAGGUCAUUUCUUGAGAAUUUCUGAGGUUGCUGGUUCUGACAGGUCCUCCAUAAUUCUCCCACUGUCUGGGCUGAAGCAGUUUCAUGAAAUAGUGGGGCAUUUUGUGGAGAUAACAAAAGAUAGAAUUGAAGGAAUGACAGGUGCAAAUGUUCGGACUGUGGAUCCCCCACAGAGAUGAAUGUGAAUAACUCCUGGAGGCUAAUGUAUGUUGAUGAAACGUGUUAUUCAUAUUUGGUAAAAGGGGUUGCUGUGGUGCUGCAAAUAUGUGUUUGAUUAGGGGUGGGGUGCAAUUGUGCGUAGCUUGUUUCUUGUUAAAUUCUUGCCUUGUCUGACUCUAAGUCUAAAAAUAAUCCGAUUGAUCUGUUUGCUGAACAGAAAAGUUUCGGAGAUAGUAGCCAUGAGUAGCUUUGAAUAGGGAAUAACAGAAGAAACAAAUCAGAUAUUUGUAACUGUGAGUGUGGCACCCUUGUUAUUAAAUUUCAAUAAUGCCGGUUCCAUAUGUUCUUGUA